AUGGCGUCUUUGAUGGACCUUGUGUCCCAGAACCAACCACGAUUCCAGACCCACCAAGCGCUUCUCAUCAUUGGCCUGCAAAACGACUUUGUGACAUCAGAUGGACGACUUCCAGUUGACACUCAAACGCGUUUUCUAGAGCGCAUCAAGACCUUGAUUCCGAUAUUUCGGGAGCGCAGCGGCAACGUAAUAUGGGUUCAAACGCUGUUUGAAGCGGACCGCAUUGCGACCGGCGCCGAUACAGGUGAAGGCGACACGCUCGUUGUAGGCGGGCUUGUCGAUGGUGACGAGAAGGACAAUGACGCGGCGGAGGAAGAACUGGCCAAAGAAGCAGCGUCACUACCAGCGCAAUCCAGAUCUUCAAAGCACAAGCAACGCGCGAUAGACCUGCUGAAACGUGUGUCCGCGCGAAGGAAGACGUUGCCAAAAGAAGUUGCAAAAGCCAAGGCUGAGGAAGACGAGGAAUUAUUCUUGUUGAGGAGCGAGAAGAGGACGCCGGCAUGCGUACCAGACACGCACGGCGCCGAGUUUGCGGAUGUCAUUGCGAACCAGGUUGAGUUAUCGACGGAUGUCGUGAUUCGAACGACCAACUACUCUGCGUUCCAAGGUACCAACUUGCUCAUAACGUUGCGCGCAAGGCUUAUCACGGAGCUUUUCAUUGUGGGAUGCAUCACCAAUGUGUCUGUACUGGCGACGGUUAUUGAUGCUGCGCGCCAUGGUGUGAAGAUUCAUGUUGUUGAGGAUUGUCUCGGCUACCGAAAGGAGAAUCGACAUGAUUUGGCCCUGAAGCGCAUGGAAGACUUCUUCAGCGCUUUUCUGGUUAAUAGUGAGGAGAUACUCAAGGAAGAACCGCAAUUGAUUGUGCAAAAGACGGCGGUGCCUGCGAAAGGCGCAAAAGGCGGCGAGAAUAAUAGUGAUACGAACGUGGAGGAGAUGAUGGCUAAAAUGUCUCUUGCAACAUCCAUAAUAGCGAAACGGACCGCGGCAAGGACUGCGGAAGAGUCUAGCGCCGGGGGAACAGUAGAUCCUAGCGACAAGGAGUUUUCAGAUAUACUCACAAAGGGAGCAACGGUACCCGGCGCACAGGAAGAGGCGAAGAAACCGGAGCUUGUCAAGACGAAGAUCCGCAUGAGGACGGGAAAAUCCAGGAAAAAGAAAAAGAAAACGAAGGAAGGAGAGGAACCAAAAGAUACACCACCAACCACAACGUCGCCUACAAUCAUACCUCCACCUGCAUCAACCGAAUCUCAACGAACUUCAAAGGUUGCGAAAGCUGGAAGUGUUGCAGACUUGCGGCAGAAAGAAGGGAAGCAGCACAUAUUGAAGAACGCUACUUCGGUCCCUAUGCUAUCUACCAAAGCUGAUGGCGAGGAGACGGAGAAGAACAGGUUAUCAGAUUUCUCGGAUCGCGUCCGCAUGUCAUUUACUAGGGCGGCAAAGUCUGAAUCAGAGUCUGAGUCGAAAAGAGGAUCUACCAGUUCUGCAAAUGCAGCCUCUACCAAUGUGAAGCAAGACGACAAACAACCGACGUCAAAACUCCCACAGCGAGAGCAGUCUCAUGCGGUCACACAAGAAAUCGAUCCUCCAUCAUCAGGAAAAGCCACUACGAUGCGACAAUCACGCAAGUUGCAAUCCCUCGCAACUUUCCCAGUCCUGGGACCUGGAGAUCACAUUGCAGAAGGUGAUUCGCGCAUCAUGCACAAUUUCUUCUCUGCCGACUACGUCCACGUAUCUGCUCCAUCGAAGCCACUGAAAGACGUCAUAUUCACCCAACUUUACAACGAAGUGCCAUGGCAGAAGAUGCUCCACCAGCAAGGCGAAGUCCCCCGACUCGUAUGCUGUCAGGGCGCCUUUGGCGAUGACGGCUCAAUGCCGAUAUACCGGCAUCCAUCCGACCAAAGCCUACCGCUCCUACGAUUUUCACCCAAAGUACAGCUCAUUCGAAAGCACGCUGAGAAACUCGUUGGCCACCCCCUCAACCACGUGUUAAUCCAACUCUACCGUUCCGGCAACGACUUCAUAUCCGAGCAUUCUGACAAGACACUCGAUAUAGUAAAAGGCUCUUCAAUCGUCAAUGUAAGCUUCGGCUCGCAACGGACGAUGCGCUUACGCACCAAGAAGGCUCAGUCGGCAGAGCAGCAAGAAGAAGAAGAAGACGAACAUUUGGACAGUGACACUAUCACACAGCGCAGAACCCAACACGUAGUCCUUCCCCAUAAUUCCAUGUUCGUUCUCGGCCUCGCUUCAAACGCAAAGUGGCUCCACGGCAUCCAACCCGACAAACGGCCUCUAAACGAACGCACCGAAAGCGAAACAGCCUACAACGGUAUCCGCAUCAGCCUAACAUUCCGACACAUUGGCACCUUCCUCGAUGCACGCGAAACAGUCAUCUGGGGCCAGGGCGCAAGCGCAAAGACGCAACGCGACGCCGCCGACAUCAUUUCCAACGACGAGGCCGAAACCGUCCGCCUCAUCACUGCUUUCAGCCGCGAAAACCACGAUCCGGAUUUCAACUGGGAGGAACAUUACGGUGACGGAUCUGACGUUUUGCACUUGCACGCGCCGCCGCCAUCGUCCGCCAAUAUCCCCCUGCUGUUUUUGAGCAACCAGGCCAUUCAUAACAACCAAGUCAUGAUUCUCCUUGCAGAAAAGAAGCUUGCCUACACGGCCAUUGAAGCGCCGCCUCUAGACCCGGCGUUCGAAGCAGACCGCCAAGUCACGCUCAGGGAUACCGAUGCUAUGCAUACUGAAAUCCACAGUGCGUCUUCCAUACUGCUUUAUCUGGAUCGGUAUCACCCGCUUGAUACAUCAGCGUCCUCGCAUUGCGUGACUGCCAAUGCGUAUCCCAUCAUGUUACUCACGGCCGGCAUAGUGAAAGCUUGGACGGAUCGAGGGAGGCUGGAGUCAGGUGAUGAAGUUGAGAAUUUGGUGGGUCGGUUGGAGGAGAUGGUUGGGGGGAAUGAGGGGCCGUUUGUUGCUGGGAGUAGGUUUAGUAUUGCGGAUGCGUUUGUUUGGCCGGUUGUACAUGUACUGGUUGGGGAGUGGGAUGGAUGGAAGGAAGGGGGUGGAGGGUUUGAGAAGCUGGCGGAGUGGUAUAGGGCGUGUUGGAGGAAGAAGGCGAGUAUCAAGAAGGUGGUCGGUGCAUUGGCUGUUCCGAAUGAGAAGGCCGAGGAAGAAAAGCAGGUGUAGUGAGGCGCUAGGGAUGUGGAUGCGGUUCAUUUCUGGGAUCAGGAGCGUUUUGGAUAACAAGCGUGAUUAUUGAGUUUGGGCAGAAAUUAGAUGUUGUGAGCUUUCAUCAGUACAUCUUGCUUGAUGUUCUUGAUCCUAUUCGUUUCGUUAUCAUAUA
Alternaria alternata is the source of this 3346-nucleotide messenger RNA. RefSeq lists its product as hypothetical. The coding region runs from base 1 to 3189 and encodes 1062 amino acids. Gene Ontology annotation, molecular function: dioxygenase activity. The record is from RefSeq and is a predicted model, not a curated record. Gene Ontology annotation, cellular component: nucleus. The transcript is spliced from 2 exons. Gene Ontology annotation, biological process: DNA alkylation repair; DNA repair. Lineage: Eukaryota; Fungi; Ascomycota; Dothideomycetes; Pleosporales; Pleosporaceae.